Molecule: messenger RNA, 1772 nt
Organism: Corythoichthys intestinalis (scribbled pipefish)
Lineage: Eukaryota; Metazoa; Chordata; Actinopteri; Syngnathiformes; Syngnathidae
Exons: 5
Coding region: 313-1641 (442 amino acids)
Source: RefSeq, a predicted model, not a curated record
ACAUACCCUGUUGAUUUCAGGGCAUUUCUGAAGUUAGUCUAAAUGGACUGGAUGCAUGGCAGCUCAUGAGUUACCCAGCGAGUGACCUGAAAUGAAUAGCGAGUGAGCAACUUGCAUGAAAGUGAAUGGUCAUCACUUGGGUACAGUAGAAGAGAUUCAGUCAUCGCUUAAUUAUUGAUGAGCAUCAAAUUGUUAUCAGCUCGGCCGAUAACGCGGACCCUCAACGACACGUGAACCCGUCAUAAAUGGAAAUCCAAGACGGUGCAAAGUCUCAGACGGGUGUCCGGCCUCGCCACUCGCAAGCGUGGCGCCAUGUCGAACGCAGUCUUCCUGCUCCUUGUUGCGCUUAUGGCGCGGAGCGCCGCCGCACCCGGCGGCCGCGCAUCCCAACCCGCCAAGCGUCUCCUGCUGAUCUCCUUCGACGGCUUCCGUUGGGACUACGACCGGGACGUGGACACGCCCCACAUGGACAGGAUGGCGCUGGACGGCGUCAAGGCUAAAUACAUCACGCCACCCAUGCUCACCAUGACCUCGCCGUCGCACUUCACCACCAUCACAGGCCGCUGGGUGGAGGACCACGAGGUAGUCCACAACAUGAUGUUCAACGCAAAGACCAACCAGAAGGUUCCUCACAAGGAGACCUUGAAGCGCUCCGAGUGGUGGGACAAUGGAGUUCUGCCGCUCUGGAUCACGGCACAGAACCAGGGUUUGAAGACGGCCUCGUUCUACUACCCCGGAGGCGGCGCCACCUACGGCGGGCGGGCGGUCGACCGGGCCGUGGUGGAGGAGGCGGGGCGCCCCGACGACAACGAGACCGAAUGGCGGCAAAACAUCGACACGGUGCUGAGCUGGUUCUCCGAGGAGGAUUUCCACCUGGUCACCCUGUAUUACGGAGAGCCCGACAACGUGGGGCACGCGCGGGGCCCAGACCACGAGGACCGCAAGGCCAUCAUCCGGCAGAUCGAUCGCACGCUGGGAUACCUUCGGGACGCCAUCGCGCGUCGCGGUCUGGACGGCCACCUCAACGUCAUCGUCACAUCUGACCACGGGAUGACCACCGUCAAGAAGCGCCCCCUGGUGGACGAGAUCGUGCUCAACAAGUACUUGAAUCUGCUCAAGCUGGCCAGCUUUGAAAUUCUGGACUACGGCGGCUUCGGGAUCCUGACGCCGCGGCCGGGAAUGGAGGCCGAAGUGGUGGCGGCGCUGGCCAAGGCUCCCAACCUGACCGUCUACACCAAGGACGACAUGCCCGAGAGUUUCCGCCUGGCUCGGAGCCGACGCUUGCCUCCAGUCGUGGUGGUGGCAGACCUCGGCUUCAACCUCAACUCGAGAUUCAUCGUGUACGUGAACAAAGGCGACCACGGCUUCCACAACGGCGAGAUGGACAUGAAGAUGAUCUUCAGGGCCUUCGGACCAGACUUCAAGAAGAACUUUGUGUCCGAGCCCUUCGACAGCGUCCACAUUUACCCGCUCAUGUGCCACUUGCUUGGCAUCCGGGGUGAGCCCAACAAUGGAUCCCUGGAGCAGACCGCUGAUAUGCUAGUCACCGCCCAUGGCGGAGCAGGAGGACGGGGAACGAGCUCGCCGUCGCCGGUGACCGUGACGUUAGUCUUCAUCUUCAUCUCCGUGCUGACGCUCUAACGCUCAGAACCGCCACGAUGUCAUCGCUGGCACCCUUGACCAUCGCGGAGUCAUUCACUAACAAUGAACCAUUUAAAGGGCAUUCGGUGAACUGUAAAUGCCCCAACAGGCAAUGGCAGCCAAUGAGUUAA